AUCCAUCGACAUCCCGGGUCCUGUGGGUGGAGGUUACUCGUUAACGGGUCCGCUUCGCUCUUUGGUUUUCAGCACCCCCUAGCAAGCAAGCAAGCAAGCAAGCAAACCCUAAUAACAUCGCCUUCCCCUCGCCCCCCAACCCCAAAGCCCCGAAUUAUUUCCGAUCUAAAUAAAAUCUUCUUGCAAGUCGAAGAAAGAAAGAAAGAAAGAGAAAAAAAGAAAAAAGUAAAAAAAAAAAAAGGAAAAGGAAGAAGAAAAUGCGGCCGCUGGACGAGAAGGAGACGGCGCAGGUGUUCGGGAAGCUGUUCAAGUUCACGGGGCCGAACCUGAAGCUUCUGGUGGAGCGGCCGGACCCUUGCUCUCCCGACCCGUCGGCGCGGUGCUGCUUCCGGCUGCACAAGAACCGCGUGUACUACGCCGGCGAGUCGCUGGUCCGGCGCGCGACGAGCGUGGCCCGGCCCCGGCUGGCGUCGCUGGACCCCGUCUCCAAGUCCAUGCUCGCCCGCGUCACCGAGAACACCAGCGCCGGCGACGGCGUCGUCGUCCUCUCCAUCUCCGACCUCCCCCUCGGCUUCGGCGUCGCCCUCCCCUCCCCUCCCCAGUAAGCAAAAUUUAUUUAUUAACAACUAAUCUCGUUAACAAUGAAAUGCCUACCGACACUCGAACUCGAACUCAGGAUCACCUGCUCUGACUCUGACUCUGAUGAUGCUCUGAUACUGACACGAAGGAAAUCAAUAUAAAUGAUCGCGCUAAUUGUUGAAUACUGCAGAACAAUCCACACCCUCAUGUUUUGACUUUAAGACUUUUUGAUAGACCCGAGAGGGGGAUUUGAAUUAAACAUAAGGAAAUUAGAUGAGACUAGGAGCGCGGUUGGAUUAUUCGAAUUCAAACAACCGGUCGUUCUUCGGAAAGUUUGAGCACCGGAAAAUGGUGUUUUUAUAUUUUUAUACUCGACGGAUUUGAUUCUUGAUUCUUGUUUUGCAUGGGUUGUUUCCUGAGGUAGAUAGUAAGGGCUUGUUUGGUUCGUCUGUUUUAGACUCUGGAAUCGGAAUGAGAUUCACUGAUUCCUAUAUGACUCGUAUUCCGAUUCUCGUUCCACUCCGGAAAAGGGAAUGAUCGAAUUAUUUGUGGUCCGAUUCGAUUUUGAAUCCUGAAUUAUUCUAUUCUAAGUAACUCACAAACACCUAACCCCUCCCUUCAUCGCUCUUCUCUCUCAACCAAAUCAUCUCUCAAAAUUCUAGGCAUUCGUUCCGAGUUUUCAUUCCAAUAACGAAUCAAAUAUUUUUAGGUAAUUCAUCAUUCUAUUUUCCAUUCCGAUGCAAUCCAAUUUCAUUUCUCGUUCCUAUUCAGAUCAUGAACCAAACAUGCUCUAGGAGUAAUUUAAGUACCAUGAGCGCUACACACAUUGUAUUUCCUUUUCUUUUCAUUAAGGACCAAUAUGGGGGCAUCGCUUAUAGAUACUUGUAGUGAAGAUAUAGUGGAGUUGAUUCACGAAAAGGAAUAAUUAGUCGGCGUUUGCAUCAUCGUUCUAUUGAAUUCGCUGUUUUUAAGCUUUCCAGUUCAUCACUCCAGAUUUCUCCCAACUUUGCAGACUGUUGCUGAGGAUUGUCUUGCUUUUGAACGCCGAAUGCAGAAAUUUGUAGUAAAUUAUGAAUGCCGUAGCCUCUCUAGGUAUCCGGAGGGCAUCUUAUAAAAGUGUUUGAGAUUGCUUUUGCGUGCAGUAGAUGUGGCACAUGGUAGCGAUAUUUUGCGGCUUAACUUAUUCUUCGGUCUUUGCCUUUUGAAUUCGUAUUGUGUAGUCUUUUUUCUAAUUUCUCACUCUGACACAACAUUUAUUUGGAGACGAUGAUGGAAUAGUUUAGUUGGUGUUGCUUCUUGGUGGGUCGAAUGAAAACUUGAAUGUCUGUAGCCUCGAACAAGAUUCAAAUGUGGAAAAACUUUAUCGUUCCCUCUGUAAAGUCGGAUGCACUUGCUCUUUACUACUGCAGCCUAAAAUUUGACUUGUAUUUAUUUUGUCGCUUUUGUUGUUUCCUUUAAUAUGGAGGUUGACUUCUGUAAGGGUUUAAUUAAUGUUUAGAUUGUCCUUUUGAUUUAUUUGAGUCAACCUUGAAGUUCAAAAUGGGGUUCAGCUUUAUACUUAUAUUGUUCUAGAAUAGUUUUUCUAGCAUUUUCUUCUAAAAUAUUUAUUUGUUUCAAAGGCAUAGAGAAAAUAAAUUUAAAAUUAGUAGUGCAAAAGGGAUUAAUCAUACAUGAAGCCAACAUUUAUAUGUUCUUAUAAUGGAUCAUUCGGGUUAAAGUUGCUUCAGAUAACCAGCCUUGUUCAUGCUGGGUACCACUCAUUCACAUAAAGAAUGAGUAGGGGGAGGAAGCUUAAAUGGUUUUACUAAGCGCUGCGAUGAGUAAGGAGAGAAAAAUGAGGUGAAAAUAGGAAAAGGAUAGUAUAAAUCUAACAGAGUAAUGUGUAAGAAAACACAAGAAAUGAAUAAGUAUUCAUGCAAUCCAACAGGUCCUAAACAAGUCAAUCAAAAUUUUUUCCCCUCUCUAUUUCUCCGUUGUUUCUUUUUGAGUUACUUAAACAACCAUUCGAACCUGGAUGGCGAGAUUCUCAAUCUUUUGCUUUCAUGCUUGCAGAUAUCACCAGGAAAGGAAGAGAAGUUUCGGUUACGCUGCUCUCGUGGCUUUGCGUGAGGCAAUCUUGUUGCUACAAGAAGUUAAUUAUGUUUCAAUGCUGCGAGUAUCGUUCUUCGAGUUUUCGUUUUAGCCUUCUUGCACCGAAAGUUAAAUGUUCUAUUAGCUCAUAUUUUCAGCUUUUAGGUUCCUAUAAGAACUGUGAUGUUGUCCGCGGAACCGUGGAUUUUUGUGUACUACUAUAUAAAAAACACAGAAUUAUGUAAGACAAUUCAUUUGGGUAAUUCUCUGCUAUAGCUGCUUAAAGUUGUUUACCAGCCAAUUUUUGCAA
This is a messenger RNA of Ananas comosus (pineapple), 2959 nucleotides long. RefSeq names its product 60S ribosome subunit biogenesis protein NIP7 homolog. The record is from RefSeq and is a predicted model, not a curated record. Lineage: Eukaryota; Viridiplantae; Streptophyta; Magnoliopsida; Poales; Bromeliaceae.